Eruca vesicaria subsp. sativa (arugula) is the source of this 404-nucleotide messenger RNA. Lineage: Eukaryota; Viridiplantae; Streptophyta; Magnoliopsida; Brassicales; Brassicaceae. The record is from the annotation of a GenBank genome assembly.
UUUUCUAGGCAACCGUAUCUUUAUCUCCGAUCUUUCUGCUUCUUUCUAAAUUUCAGAUACGAUGAUCGCAGAUUAAUAGUUUAUGGUUGACAAGAGAAGAGAAGAAAAAUAUGGAUUCGGCAAGAAGUUGGCUUCACAAGUUUCAACCUCGAGACAAGCCUCGUAAAAAAGAUAUGUUCUCCGGUAGCACUUACGGCGGCGGAAAAGAAACCACCGUCCCCGGCGGAGGAAAUGAAACUGAGACGGCGGCUAAACUUCCUCCACUGGGAGGAGAAGGGGAAACUAUAGAUAAUAUAAGUAUAAGGACUACUUUGUAAAUAUAAUACCCUAGUCUACGUCUCUGAUACAUGUAUAUAUACUCCUCUGUAACUUAAUAAUAUAUAACACUUUCCAUAAUCUUAUAU